Molecule: messenger RNA, 1662 nt
Organism: Hyphopichia burtonii NRRL Y-1933
Lineage: Eukaryota; Fungi; Ascomycota; Pichiomycetes; Serinales; Debaryomycetaceae
Exons: 1
Coding region: 1-1662 (553 amino acids)
Molecular function (GO): iron ion binding; heme binding; oxidoreductase activity, acting on paired donors, with incorporation or reduction of molecular oxygen
Source: RefSeq, a predicted model, not a curated record
AUGGUUUCUUUAUCCUUCGACCUUUCUAUAACUGAUAUUUUAGAUAUUGUCGUUAGUUUAUUUUUAGUAUGGGUUAUUUUAGAUAUUAUAGGAAUUGGGACUCCCGAAAAAAUUGAAGGCUUAUUUUCCAUACCAGAAACACCAAUAAUUGGAAACUUGCUUGAGAUUUGGAAUCACCCUUCUAAAGUCUUUAUGCACUGGGGAGCGGUUUAUCGUAAAGAUAUGUUUCAAAUAAGAAUAGGUUGCAAACGAAUGAUUGUUGUCAAUUCAUUCGAUGAUAUCAAGCAAUUAUGGGUAAAUCAUGCAGUUGCAAAUAACUCAAGACCAGUCUCUUUUACAUUUCAUGAUAUAGUGUCUGCCUCUCAAGGAUUCACUGUUGGAUCAACACCAGCCGGAGAAACUUAUCAAAGAAAGAAGAAGACCAUUUCUAUGGAACUUAACAGAAGAAAUGUCGAUUUAUUGUCCUCAAUAUUGGACGAGGAGACUAAAUAUACUAUGAAGAAAAUAGUUUGUCAAAAUAUAGAAUUGAAUUGUCUUCCUUCUGAAAAUAUCUAUAACUACAUAAACACUAGGUUUAGUGAUAUCGACUUGCUAAAAUAUGGCCAAUACUUUGCUUUGAGAAGUGCUAUUAGUAUUGCUUAUGGUUGGCAAAUGGAUUGUUUCAAUUCUGAUUCGGAAUUAGCUCAUGAAAUAAUAGAGGUUGAAAGUGAAAUAAUAAAAUUAAGGUCUCCCAUAACAAAUUUGCAGGAUUAUUUUCCUUUCUUAAGGUACAAGCCGCUAAGCUUGUUAUCUAAUGCAAGUAAAGCAAAUUUUUGGCGUAUUCGACGUGAUAAGUACAUGGACUAUCUUUUAGAAAAUUUGCAGCAAAGAAUUCAAAUGAAAAAUCUUUCCGCUUGUCAAAGUUUGAUCGGAAGAUGUCUUCUUCAAAACACUAGUGAAUUAAGCUUUGCAGAGAUUCAAAGUCUCUGCUUAACUUUAGUUAGCGCUGGCCUUGAUAAUACUUCUUUCAACUUUAACCAUUUGAUGGGACAUCUCUCACAUCCAAAUUAUGGAUACUUAAUUCAAGAAACAGCUUUCAAAAAAUUAAUGGAUUGUUAUGAUGAUAAUGCAAUCAAAGCUUGGAAACUUUCAGCAUAUGAAAUGAAAUGUGAUUAUAUCUUGGCUUUAGUAGAAGAGUGUUUUAGAUUUUUCACAGUUUUACCGUUGGCAUUACCCCGAACAACAACUAAGAAAGUAAGGUAUAAAAAUAUUAAUAUUCCUGAAGAUACUAUUCUCUUCAUGAAUGCUUAUGCUGCCAACCAUGAUCCAAGCAGGUUUCCAGAACCUUUUGAAUUCAUUCCUGAGCGUUGGUUAGACAAGAAUACUGGUAAAAUGUUAAGCUCAAAACAAAUUAGCCAUUUAGCAUUUGGUGCCGGGUCAAGAAAAUGCUCGGGACAGCAUUUAGCAGUCAAAGGUUUAUAUACAUUAACAGCUAGAAUGAUUCUUCUUUUCAAAAUCAGAAGACCCAUUGAUAGCUCCAUGCUAAUGGUACUUGAUCCUUUUCAAAAUGAUUCAUGUCCGAACGCUACAUCGUUUGAACCUAAGCCUUUUAAAGUUAGAUUGAAACAGAGACACCAUAGGGACUCUAAUGCCUUAUAUAACAUAUUAACAAAGAGAAACUAG